Messenger RNA from Chrysoperla carnea, 743 nucleotides. RefSeq names its product peptidyl-prolyl cis-trans isomerase Fkbp12 (gene Fkbp12). Bases 79 to 405 code for a protein of 108 amino acids. The record is from RefSeq and is a predicted model, not a curated record. The transcript is spliced from 4 exons. Gene Ontology annotation, molecular function: peptidyl-prolyl cis-trans isomerase activity. Lineage: Eukaryota; Metazoa; Arthropoda; Insecta; Neuroptera; Chrysopidae.
UUUUGUACCUGUGUUCUCUAUAGAUUUUUCCUUUACAUUUACGAUCAUUCGUGUUGAAAUCUAAAUAAAAAAUCUAACAUGGGCGUGGAUGUAGAAUCAAUUUCUCCAGGUGACGGAUCAACAUUCCCAAAAACCGGCCAAACAGUGGUUGUACAUUACACAGGAACCUUAGAAAAUGGAGUUAAAUUCGAUUCAUCUCGUGAUCGAGGUGUACCCUUUAGAUUUCAUAUAGGUAAAGGUGAAGUGAUCAAAGGAUGGGACCAAGGUGUUGCUCAAAUGUCCGUGGGACAACGAGCAAAAUUGACUUGUUCGCCAGAUUUUGCGUACGGAUCACGAGGACAUCCGGGCAUUAUUCCACCAAAUGCAACUCUUAUUUUUGAUGUUGAACUAUUGAGAGUUGAAUAAGAAAAAAAAUCAGCUUCAAAUUUCAUUUUUUUUCAGUUCUUUGUAAUUUUUAUGUGCUGUUAUUUAAUGUUAUUUCCAAUUCGUUUGUCUCAAACUAAGAAGACAUUGUUUAAUGUUUUGCCCCUUUUUUUCAGAAGUUUCAGGUUUGCUAUAUCAUCCUUUUGGGUGAUAUACGGACCUAGUACUUAAAAAAAAGGUAUUUCUUGAGAAAUUUUGUAUUGAGUUUUUUUUUUUUAAUUCAUAAAAUAGCACAAAGCAUCCUCAAUCAUCAUAAUUGCAAACACGAUUUUUUUCUGGUAUUCAAAUUAUUUGUAAUAAAACUCAAAGUGUAAGCCUUU